AACUCACGACUGGAACUCACGACUGGAACUCACGACUGGAACUCACGACUGGAACUCACGACUGGAACUCACGACUGGAACUCACGACUGGAAGUCGCAGCGACACGACAUUGUUGCCAAGGGGUAGGCGCAAUUCUUCGCGCCGCGGAUUCUGUUAGGAUAGGCGUUUCCGGCCAUAUCUGUAGAAACAGUUAAUCGGAGUGGAAGUCUCUCUGUGGACUCGACCCGCCUCCAUCCUCCUUCCCUUUCUUCCAUCCGCCAUGGUCGUGAGAACUUGAGCACCAACUUUGGAACAUUUCGCACGCAGGUUGUACAGUACAUGAGGACUUGCGCUGCGACGUGACUUUUGAGUCGACUCAAGGUGACUUUUGAGUCGACUCAAAAGUCACCUCGCUUUACAGUACAUGAGGACUUGAGCUGCGACUAAGAGUGAAGCUUGCGUGGCGUUGCUCUACUAGGCAUAACCUCGCCUCGAGUGGCGUCGUUACUGGUGGCUCUUAGAUGGCUCUCAGCUCGGGACUAGCCGCGUUCAGUAGCCUACUCUUAACUCGUCAACUAUCGCGGCGCGGUGGCGCGUGGCAGACGGCUCUCGGCUCAGUCAAAGCCGUCCGUCGUGGUCCAAGGCAACAGCACUUGUCAAGCGCUCCGUCGUUAGCAGGAGCCGCGGGGGCGUCCCCCUCAAGAUCCGCAGUGCGCGCGCGCGCGGGGAAGCGCGAGGCGGGGAUCGGCGCGCGGGGGAAGGGGGACGGGCGGAACCCGCUGCUGGCGGGGGUGGAUGCGGAGGAGCAGGAAACAGCGCGCCGAGUGCUGGAACUGGCCGAUCGCUCCCUCACAUCCUUCUCAGUGCUCCACUCCUCCUUCCUCUCGCCCGCUUCUCAAGCCGCCAUCAUGCCCAUCCUCUCCAACAUGGCUGACGUCUCCGCAGCCCUCUCCGGCGGCUACUUCCAGGCAGGGCGGCACCGAGUCCCAGUGGGGCCCACAGAGCUCAUGGCAGGCAGAGCGGUGCCGAGUGUCAGUGGGGCCCACAGAGCUCAUGACAGCAGAGGGAGUGAAUCUGGAUGGUAGUGGUGAUGCGACGGACGAUGCUCUAGCGCUGGCAGCAGGAUACCCAGGCGCCGUUGCUGCAAGUGUCAGGCCCAUUCAAGCACUCACAGGUCUCACAUGGUGACUUCUUGGGAGCAGUGCUGGGGACAGGGAUCACAAGAGACAAAGUUGGUGACGUCAUCCUACUGGAAGGUGAGGGAGCGCAGGUGAUCAUCAGUCCAGACCUGCAAGACUUCCUCCUCUCGUCGCUCACAGCUGUGCACCGCGUGGCAGUCUCUGUGCAGCCCAUUCCCCUGUCCGACCUCAAGGUCUCUCCUCCCAGGAUCGAGACUCUCCGCACGGUCGAGGCCUCCUUGCGCCUUGAUGCCGUUGCCAGUGCUGCCUUCCGCCUCUCCCGCUCCAAGUUCACCGACCUUAUUGCGAAGGGGGAUGUGCGGGUGAAUUGGAGGGAGGCAGCCAAGUCCGGUGUGGCGCUAAAGAGUGGCGAUGUGGUGUCGGUGCGAGGGAAGGGACGGUGCAAGAUUGGAGAGGUUACAACCACCAAGAAAGGGAGAUACGCAGUCGAGCUCACUAGAUAUGUUUAGUGAUAAGUGUAGGUAGGUCAGACAGAUGUUAUUCAGAUUUGCUGUCACCGAAACGAUUAAGGUGUAACAUCUCAUCGCCAACUGUUCACGGAAAACCAACAAGUUCGUGG
Messenger RNA from Closterium sp. NIES-67, 1738 nucleotides. The record is from the annotation of a GenBank genome assembly. Lineage: Eukaryota; Viridiplantae; Streptophyta; Zygnematophyceae; Desmidiales; Closteriaceae.